Messenger RNA from Nematostella vectensis (starlet sea anemone), 2432 nucleotides. RefSeq lists its product as uncharacterized. The record is from RefSeq and is a predicted model, not a curated record. Bases 647 to 1381 code for a protein of 244 amino acids. The transcript has a single exon. NCBI's taxonomy places the organism in Eukaryota, Metazoa, Cnidaria, Anthozoa, Actiniaria, Edwardsiidae.
GACGUUACCAAGCAGACGAAAGUGUCAACAUCAGUCACGCUUGCAUGAAGAGUACGCGUUAAUAUAAUUACUGCUGCAGACACAGGGCACUUUAUUCCGCGUUAAUAUACGUUCUGUUGUAGACAUUGGUAACGACGCCAAACGGGCGCUUAACUCAAAAGGAGCGACACGCGUGCAUUUAAAGAUUAUCUAUUUCCAUUGCGUACAAAUCGAGCUGGUGGUCUGACGGAGUCUGAUGUUUUGUCGUCCGGAAUGCGUGAACUCAUCAUCAGUAAUAGAACAGGACGCGCUGUUUAACAGCCACCAGUACAUUCUUGUUGGAGGAGACGUGGAUUUGGAUUUGUCAAGAGAUACGGUAAAACAUGUUAUUAGAAGAGCAUGUUGAAUUUGCCGGGAUAGCGAUAUCAUUUGUCACGCUUUGAAGGAGUCUGCAUGGAAGUCUAUCAGUGCGAAACGUCUAAAGAAUCCACCAGGACCUGAAUACUUAACUUCCAGGUGUUUGCUGUUUACGAGAUUAAUCAGACUGGGUAUAACAGACCUAAUAGACUUUAACUUGCAAUAAUUAAUUCUCAAAUUGAUUUAACUGGGAUUUGAUUAGGAAAAGGUAUUCAAAAGCGGAGAGUUGGAUCUAAGAUAGCGGGUUGCUAUGCCCUUUCACAGCGAAAAACAAGCACAGCCAUCUUUAAUAGAUAGAGAACAAAGUUUGGUCAUCACAAGGAAACAACAUGAUUGGUUGCCUAAAUUCUCCCAAGUGAAGGCGAGCGAAAGGUUACGAUUUUCGGACUUCAGUGAUACAUUUUGUGGAGGAAUUCAAUACUGGAAUAAGCGAAAAGAAAUAAGCCUGGGUAAACAGAGUAAUAAAGAUACAAACAUGAAGCUGAAAGGAGUUCCCACAGUAACGCAAGAUCCGAAAUGUAUAAAAUGUGGCGGAUUUACAAACGAUCGUUCAAAAAUCAUGUACCACUUGCGUGACAUGCCAGGUGAGGAGAAAUGCGCAUUUGGUCGGGAAUACUGCGAUGUGAUUGGUCCAUGCGCUGACUGUACCUUACUUCAGGCAAGACAUGCCAUCACAUGCAGACAAUCAAUGGAAUUCCCGGAUCUUCAAGUCACUCCAGGGAGUCUUGUAGCUCCUGAACUUGCCAAAUCAAUGCUGGUUUUCUCAGAAACAAAUAUCCAUGGUUACCACGGACGAAGUUUCCAGGAAACAAUGACAGAGUAUGUGGAACCUGGCCAUUCUAUUCUUCAGCUUCCAACGCUAUCACCGGGAACCCUCCGGUACAUGAGGAGAGAGACUGGAAGUAGAAAACAGCGCAGACAAGCGCUUCCAACGCGCGAAAAGACAAUAAAAAAAUACAUCGAAGUCAGACUGCCAAAGAUAUAGGUGACAACUAAUUUACUAUUGCGUCGAUUCUAGAUAGACAGAUCGAUCGGUUACUAUUGCGUCGAUUCUAGAUAGACAGAUCGAUCGGUUACUAUUGCGUCGAUUCUAGAUAGACACAUCGAUUGGUAGAAUUUUUUUUCAUUUUGUAAGUGUGAAUGUGAAUAAGUUACAGCCGAAUUCGUUGUUGCGCGAUCUCGACGAAUCCAAAAUCCUUGUCUCGUUUGGGAAUAGCGCUUAGACAGACACAAGCUUUGGGGGCGGUUUGUCUGGUUUUGAUUGUUUGGUUUGAUUGACUACGCGUUAUUCUCAUACGAAGAAAGGAAUUUUCGAUUAUGGGAGGUUUCUCGUUUUUCAUUAGUUUCUCGUCUCUGCGUUCGGUCACAUCUCAAGCCCCUUACACAUACACCUAUUUUAAAUACGUUUGCACUCGGACAAUCUAUGUAUCAUAACCCGCAGUGCUUCAUGGGUAUCAAUACAUAAGCAAAUAAGGGUAAAUAAAAUACAAAUCCAGGUUUCAAAAGCUGUAGAAUUCUUGUUUACAUUCUUAUGAACAUUCACAUGGAUUUCAUAUACAAGGAUUAAGCCGUUUAUGCGCUGCCCAUGAACCACCGCGGGUUACGACAUAUGGUUCUCAAAUGCAACCUUAUUUAAAAUAUGUGUAUAAACUUAAUCUUCGUCACGUCUCUAUUCAUUUUUUUACGGCCAUCCUCCAACCUCGGCGUCUUCGCAGUGUCCUGGUGACUUAAACCUUUGUUUCUGCUCGUUUGUUCCGAUUUGGCUGGCAUCGUGUUCAAGUGCAUUUCUUCCAAAAACCGUGGAUUUAACUGGUAUUUAUGACAUCUCACGGAGAUUAUAAACACUAACCAGAACGGGGAAAUUAUCUCUACUCGGUUAAAUUCAUUUGGUUUCGACGGUUUGGGAACUCAUCAUUAAUUUUCUUAUAAUUUUAUUGCACGCAGGACAACGGUUUGGGAACUCACCAUUAAUUUUCUUAUAAUUUUAUUGCAUGCAGGGCGAUUCCAGUUGCGAGAAAGAAACUGAUUGUUCAAUA